AUGCAAGGUAACACAACGACCAGCGUUCUCGAAGAAUCUGAGGAGCUUGUUCGCUUCAGACAGCAGUGGCUUGAAGAAGUCCGUAGCAAGAAGCAUCAUCCUCCCACCCAUGAGCAGUCGUCGUCCACAGAAACCCCAGGCUCCUCGGCGCCCGCCUCAGCGGACGCAGGGAGCUCGUCUUCCGCGCAAGAGCCUCCCGCUUCCCCCACUGCACCGCACCACCGCCCCCACGUCCACCGCCCUCCGCGCCAGGGCGCCGAUGUGGUGACUCGGGGCCCGAAGGGGGCCGUCAAGGCCCAGUUCAGCCCGUCCCUCAAGCUUGCGGUGGACAUGUACCGGCACGCGGUGCAGCAAGAGCAGAAGGGCGACCUCGACGAUGCGCUACGGCUCUACCGGAACGCGUUCCGCAUGGAUGCCAACGUCGACCGCGCGUACCACCUUGUGGAGAACGAGGCGCUGCAGAACGCCGUGGCUGUCACCGCUGCCGUCUCGGAGGACGCGGCCGCGGCCGUGAAGACGCACAAGAAGACAGGCUCUACAGGGAGCGCGGGCGAGGUUGACGGGCUGGUGCGCGAGAUGGAGGGAUUAGGGCUGAGCGGAGCGAAGGUGCCUGUCGCGCAUGCGCGGGGAGAGGGCUUCGUCACCGGGACACUCGCCCAGCUGGUCUCCGGUUGGCCGACCGUGCUGGCAUUCGAAGCCGACGAGGAACAGGAAGGCGUACCCCUCCAGAAACUUCCAGACGAGCUGCUCAUCAUCGUCGUUCGGAUGCUCGACCACACCACCAUCGAGCGGUUCGCGAAUGUGAAUCGCAAGGCGCGGGUCAUUACUUUGGAUGUAUCAAUUUGGAGGCCGAUGGUAAAGACAAUAUACCGGCCGCCCAUGAUCGCCGAUGACGAAGAGAUCGAAACGUUGGUUACGAAAUACAUGACGGACUGGCGGCGGGUCUACGUUGAGCAUCCUCGUGUGCGCUACGACGGGGUCUACAUCGCUGUCUGUCAUUACGUUCGUAAUGGCGUUGGAGAGAAUGUCUGGGUUAACUACAGUCACCUCAUCACGUACUACCGAUUCCUACGAUUCUAUCCGGAUGGACAAGUCUUGUCGCUUCUCACCAAUGAGGAGCAAGCCCCCUCUCAAGUGAUUCCGCUUUUGAAACCGUCUCACCGCGCAAAGGGUUUCCUGAUUGGCAAGUGGUACAUCGACGGCACCGAGCUUCACGUUGGGGACCUCACGGAGCCCGACAAACCGGAAAGCCGCUACACGUUCCAAAUGCUCCUCGACUUGCGUUCCCGUCCGGUGGGCCGAUGGAACCGUCUUGAUUUACGCACGUACGACUCGGUCUCUGUCGGUAGCGGGGACGCGUCGCCGCUCGCACUGAAGAACGAGAGGCCGUACUGGUUCUCCAAGGUGCGGUCAUACGCCUGGAACGGAAGGCAAGAAGGGCCGUCGGCGCACCCGAAGUAA
Epithele typhae is the source of this 1461-nucleotide messenger RNA. RefSeq lists its product as uncharacterized. The record is from RefSeq and is a predicted model, not a curated record. Gene Ontology annotation, cellular component: SCF ubiquitin ligase complex. NCBI's taxonomy places the organism in Eukaryota, Fungi, Basidiomycota, Agaricomycetes, Polyporales, Epitheliaceae. The transcript has 6 exons. Gene Ontology annotation, molecular function: protein binding. Gene Ontology annotation, biological process: SCF-dependent proteasomal ubiquitin-dependent protein catabolic process. Bases 1 to 1461 code for a protein of 486 amino acids.